Molecule: messenger RNA, 2165 nt
Organism: Stomoxys calcitrans (stable fly)
Lineage: Eukaryota; Metazoa; Arthropoda; Insecta; Diptera; Muscidae
Exons: 1
Coding region: 88-1950 (620 amino acids)
Biological process (GO): protein processing
Cellular component (GO): plasma membrane
Molecular function (GO): metalloendopeptidase activity
Source: RefSeq, a predicted model, not a curated record
CUUGUCAAUGGUACUGGUGCUGAAAUAGUAUUCCGCAUUAUUUCGAAACGUCAACAUCUCACAAAGUUUAAAAAAAGCCCAGCUUAAAUGAAUCACGAACGAUGGACACUUCUAACACUAUUUGUGAGUGUGCUAAGCAUUUCGAUGCAAAUCGAGGGGACCGAGGUGAACAUCACAAACAUAUAUCGCGACUAUUUGCAGAAUUUGAGGGAUGCGGUCGAUGAAAAUAUUUUGCCCUGUGAGAACUUUUUCCAGCAUGCUUGUGGGAAUGUAAAGGUGAAUAGCUCGGCAAGUGAUGAUAGUGGGAAACAGCAGCAUAGGGCUCCACCGUUCCUCUACAAUCACCAAGACUUCUAUGAAUUUUUGGAAGCCCACAAGGGAAGAUUCAUCACCGAGCCGGGGCUUUUAGUUCGUGAUCUUUACGAUCUUUGCAAAGAAUCUCAAAGUGAGAAAAAUGAUCCUCGUCGCGUUUGGUGGCACAUGAUCUCCGACAUACCGUUCUUGAAACAUGAUCGAGAUCUUUUGCGCAAAUGGCCUUUUCUGCAAUACCAGUGGGACACAUAUAAGGCUCAAUUGGACCUGAAUUGGCCUAUAUUGGCUGCCGAAUUUUCUGCUCAUGGAUAUGAGAUAUUUUUUAAUAUUUUCUUCGCCGAGAAUACCAUCUAUAUAACACCCAAUAAGGACUUCCUGUGCCCGGAAUUGAAGGAAUUCCAAAACUCCCUACUGCCACUGCUAAGGCAACGUAAUCCCCAAAUAGCCAACAUUAUUGGCAAUGAGAUGUGGCAAUUUUGUCGGCAGCUACGCGGAGAAAUUCCCCUUUCGCAGGAAACCGUUGAAGUUACCGAUUUCCUAUUGGAUGAGACAAUGAGCGAUUUUCUCCAGAGAUAUUUUCCACGCUUGAACUUAACCGAUGUGGAUAUCGAGCAGGCCCGCAAAAUUGUAGUAAAUGUCCAAAUAUUAGGCGAACUGAUGACUGUCUUGAAGUCGACAAACCCUCGUGUGGUCUACAAUUACAUAUUGUGGCACAUUUACCACCAGCUCAGUGCCAUGGAUGACUGCUUUGAACUUACCGAUGAAUUUCGUCAGCUACUGCAGUCUGAAUACUGGCAAUGGAACGUAUUCGACAAUCACUUUCGGCGCGAUGUUGCUUUAGCUAGCUAUCUCUUCCACACUACAAGAUUCCAGCGUCAAUAUCGCAGAGGCAUAACCAGCACCUCGGUUGAUCGCAUGUUCCAGAAGCGAUCACGCCGAAAGGAUUUAAACAUUGAAAAAUCAAUUCGGAACUAUGCAAAAGAUUAUCUGAAUCCUGACCGCUUUUCUGCCAUAUAUCAGUCUGAGGAGUUCGCCAGCGAGAAGAGGACGUUUUAUUCGAAUCUUUUGGAGAUGAAGAGAUUGUCGCUGCGAUACUCAUUCCAGAAUACCUAUGUCGAUGAGGGAGAUAUGCAUUUCUUCCAAGAGUUCAUUAAUUUUUGCAUUCUAAUUCUACAUAGACCACGACUUCAUUAUUUCGCUUCGUCUGAUCGCAAGAUGUGGCAGACUUCGGGUUUGCUGCGUAGCUCCGAUGGUUUGUUCACAUCCAUCGAUUGCUUGGAGCGACAGACAAUGCUUAAUGCUGACGAUUAUGGCGACCUCUUUACGAUUUUAGAUAUGGCUCAAGUAAAUGAGUUGUAUGAUUUUCAUACCGCCUUCCUGGAAUCAUCGGCAGAUUACAAAUUUUGGCUGGAAAGUGAAAACUUUGCCAUGGCCGAAGAUUUUAUUUUGGAAUAUUUUGAUUUGGACUCAUCUCGAGUAAUGUUCUAUGCUGUGGCCCAACAACUAUGCAAUCGAAAUGAUGACAUCUGUAGUUACAUCAUAAAUCGGAGUUUUAUGAACACAGAAGACUUUCAGGAUGCAUUUCAGUGUGCAAACAUCGAUGCCAUGAAUCCCGUGACAAAAUGUAUGAAUAAUUAACGGAAAUGCGUUUUGACUCCGUGGCCAACUGAGCCACUUGGCCAAUGUUUCGCCACUUCAACUUUGUCAGGUCGCAUAAAUUAAGGACCACCCUCGAAUAUUUAUUAUUUUUAAGUGUAGAAAACAAAAUGUAAUUUGUUUGUUUAAUUUAACUGUGUAAUAUAAAUGAAAACAAGUAAAAGCGUUCGGCUGGGCCGAAUUUAAUAUACCCUCCA